GUAGAAACAACACAUUUGACCAUUGGGAUCGAAACCGCCGAUAACACUCUUCCCCUCGUCAAUUAUUGAAGAGAUCAAAGUGCGAUCACCAUGUCUUCAGAUGAGAUCGUCUGGCAGGUCAUCAACCAGCAAUUCUGCUCGUUCAAGCUCAAGACUACAAAAGAGAAGAACUUCUGCCGCAACGAAUACAAUGUCACCGGUCUCUGCAAUCGGCAAUCAUGUCCUCUCGCCAACUCCCGCUACGCAACCGUCCGCGCACACCCCGGCUCUGGCACCUUGUAUCUCUACAUGAAGACCAUCGAGCGCGCACACAUGCCUUCCAAGCUCUGGGAACGCAUCAAGCUAUCACAAAACUACGCACAGGCGCUAGAACAAGUUGACGAGCGAUUGAUCUACUGGCCGAAAUUCUUGGUUCAUAAGUGCAAGCAGAGACUUACAAGGUUGACGCAGGUUGGGAUUAGGAUGCGGCGGUUGGCGAAGGAGGAUGAGCGGUUGGGGGAGAAGCUGGUACCGAAGUUGGCGCCAAAGGUGAGGAGGAGGGAGGAGACCAGGGAGAGGAAGGCGGAGGCCGCGGCAAAGGUGGAGAGAGCUAUUGAAAGGGAACUCAUUGAGCGACUGAGGAGUGGUGCGUAUGGUGAUCAGCCGCUUAAUGUUAGUGAGGCGAUUUGGAAGAAGGUGCUUAAGGGUCUCGAGAGAGGAGGUGAGGGCACUAGGGAUGAGGAUUUGGACGAAGGGAUUGAGGAGGAAGAGUUGGAGGAGGAAAAUGAAGAAGAGUUUGAGGACGAAGAGGGUGUUGGUGAUGUGGAGUAUGUCAGUGAUUUGGGUGAGGAUGAGGAGGAUCUUGGCGAUCUUGAGGAUUGGCUGGGCAGCGAGGAAGAUGCCGAGACUGGUGAUGAGGACGAGGAAGACAGCGAGGAGGAUAGCAGCGAAAAGGACGAGAAGGCUGGCGCAAAGAGGAAGAAGGGCCCAGUGUCGAAAGCCAAGCCGAAAAAGAAAUUCCCAAGGAUGGAGAUCGAGUACGAGGAGGAAGUGGAGGCUCCACAACGGGAGCUUGCAUUGGCUUGAGCUGGGUAUUUCAUGCAUGGUGUUUGGGAAACGAAACGUGGUCACGGUGGGGUAUUUUGUAGACGACUGGCACCAGGCGCUGUAGAUUUGCCCAGAUAUUGAUGAUAAAUUGAACAGUCGAAGAAGUACUGUAGCACUAUCAUUUGCAUUGGAUAUCCUGUUGGCGUGACUGUAUGUACGAACUUAUGAAUAUUCCGGCCAG
This is a messenger RNA of Hyaloscypha bicolor E, 1267 nucleotides long. Its product is annotated as Mak16 protein. Bases 91 to 1065 code for a protein of 324 amino acids. The transcript has 2 exons. The record is from RefSeq and is a predicted model, not a curated record. Gene Ontology annotation, biological process: maturation of LSU-rRNA; maturation of 5.8S rRNA. Gene Ontology annotation, cellular component: preribosome, large subunit precursor; nucleolus. Lineage: Eukaryota; Fungi; Ascomycota; Leotiomycetes; Helotiales; Hyaloscyphaceae.